This is a messenger RNA of Scophthalmus maximus (turbot), 1190 nucleotides long. RefSeq names its product IMP U3 small nucleolar ribonucleoprotein 4 (gene imp4). Gene Ontology annotation, cellular component: nucleolus; Mpp10 complex; small-subunit processome. Gene Ontology annotation, biological process: rRNA processing. The transcript has 9 exons. Lineage: Eukaryota; Metazoa; Chordata; Actinopteri; Pleuronectiformes; Scophthalmidae. The coding region runs from base 47 to 922 and encodes 291 amino acids. Gene Ontology annotation, molecular function: snoRNA binding; rRNA primary transcript binding. The record is from RefSeq and is a predicted model, not a curated record.
AUGUGUGUAGCUCUUGCCUGUAGACGACCAGCGAAAGAAAGAUAUCAUGCUUCGUCGAGAGGUGAGACUAAGGAGGGAGUACCUGUACAGGAAGGCACAAGAGGACAGACUCCGGACAAUAGAGGAGAAAAAACAGAAGCUGAAGGGAGCACUGGAUGAAAAUUGUCUGCUUCCAACUGAAGUACGCAAUGAAGCUCUGCAGCUGCAGAAACUACUCGAGUAUGACGAUGAAGGGGCAGAAGGUGUCAGCUCUCACAUGGACGAUGAGUAUAAAUGGGCCGGAGUGGAAGAUCCUAAAAUCAUGGUCACUACAUCCAGAGAUCCUAGCUCCAGACUCAAAAUGUUUACAAAGGAGGUAAAGCUGAUGUUCCCUGGAGGUCAGCGCAUGAACAGAGGAAAUCAUGAGAUUCCUUCACUUGUGCGAGCCUGCAAAGCUAACAAUGUCACAGACCUUGUCAUCGUACACGAAACAAGAGGACAGCCAGAUGGCCUGGUGGUGUGCCACUUGCCAUUCGGACCCACAGCUUAUUUCACACUUUACAAUGUGGUGAUGAGGCACGAUGUUCCAGACAUAGGCACCAUGUCAGAGGCCUACCCCCACCUCAUUCUUCACAACUUCACCUCACAGCUCGGCAAGAGGGUAUCAAAUAUCCUCAAGUAUCUUUUUCCAGUGCCGAAGGAGGACAGUAGGCGUGUAAUCACAUUUGCCAACCAAGAGGACUUCAUCUCGUUCAGACAUCACACCUACAAGAAAACAGACCAUAAGAACAUUAAGCUGACAGAAGUAGGACCCCGGUUUGAAAUGAAACUGUACAUGAUCAAGCUAGGCACCCUGGACAACGAGAGCACAGCAGAUGUCGAGUGGCGUCACCAUGCGUUUACACACACAGCAAAGAAAAGAAGGUUCCUCAGUGUGCAAUAGGAGCUAAUAAAGGAACUGAGAAAACCAGACCAAACUGUGGUCAAAAACUGCCUUUUUCUUAAAUUGUUAAGAUAGUGAGGUUUUGUCACAUAAACCCGCUAAAUAUGACAAGUUCUAAUCAGUUGUGUCCUAUAGUCAACGAAUAAUGGCCACCUUCGUCGUGUUCAAAUAUUAUUUGGUAAACAAAUACGUAAGACAUACUCUACUGACCAUAGACUGUAUACUAACCCUAUUAUACCUGUUUUGUAAUAAAAGUUGUUUGCAAUGA